AAAGAUUUCGAGUUUUGAAUUUCUUUUAUUCAAACAUACACGUGCUGCACGCCAUCUGCAAUAUCGAUUUGAAAGAGAACUAAUAAAAUAUAGAAUAACAUAUAGAUAUAGCUAAGUACUUAUAAGCGCGAACUCGUAAACCGCAGACGCAGACGGAAAAGACUUGAGGGACACCAUCUGUUCGUCGUGCUCGGUUAGGGGGAAGGGAUGCCCCCUCUCCUCGCGAAUGCGCGUUUUUAAAUGGUCAUCGUCGCGCAGCAUCGCUGCCGCGAGUCGUGCGAGCGCGAUGGUCACGAGGAUAGGAUCCCCGUGAUGCAAUUAGCGCAAAAGCCAGCUUAUAAGUGCGACAUGUCUCUGCUCUGGUGAAUUUGAAAAAUUCAUCGUCUUGCGGUUUCGCGGGGAAAACAGCGACAGCAGCAGCUUACGAAACCAUGGCAUCCGACAACGACACUACGCAAGACUUGCGUCGAUUUCAAGCAAAGGAGUCCCAAGCUAUUUUGAAGCUGGAUGUGGAGAGGCCUGUGCUCGAACAACAGGAUUUACAUCAAUUAUAUCAGUAUGAGAAACCAAAAAAAUCUGUGAUACAAAAUAUUAAAAAAUCAAUAGGAUCCUCGAGUUGUAAAGGAUGUGUACAAAACGUGAUACCAGCCUCGUACUGGCUUAGAAAAUAUAAAUGGCAAACCGACUUCAUACACGAUGUUAUUUCUGGCCUUACUGUUGCUAUAAUGCAUAUUCCUCAAGGAAUGGCAUAUGCGCUGUUAGGAAAUUUAACACCAGUUGUUGGCAUAUACAUGGCAUUUUUUCCUGUACUUAUAUACGUCUUCCUUGGUACUUCCAGACAUGUUUCUAUGGGAACAUUCGCAGUGGUUUGUCUUAUGACAGGCCGAGCUGUCACUUCCUACGCAACACCUUUGGAGACCAACAGUAGUGCUAAUAAUACACAAGAAGGGUCCCAGCUGUUGCUGCAAAAUACAGAAAUAUACACACCAAUACAAGUGGCAACAGCUGUCACGUUCAUGGUCGGAAUAAUUCAGCUCAUAAUGUACACAUUUAGAUUGGGAGUUAUCAGUACAUUACUCAGUGAACCCUUUGUCAAUGGUUUUACUACUGGAGCAGCAGUACAAGUUUUAUUAUCUCAACUGUUUGACUUAAUAGGAUUAAGUUCAGCCAAGCCCAAAGGAUACUUCAAAUUUAUUAAAACUAUUAUUGUUAUCUUCAACGACAUUCCAGAUGCGAACACAGCGGCUGUGAUAAUUUCCCUUAUUGCUAGCUGUAUAAUGGUUCUCAACAACGAGUUAUUAAAACCUUGGAUCGGGAAAAAAUGUAGUUUUCCUAUACCCAUAGAAUUGAUAGCAGUCAUAGCUGGAACUUUGGUCUCUCGUUAUUUCGACUUGCCGACGUUGUAUAACAUAAAGACCGUCGGAAACAUACCAAUAGGAAUACCUGAACCCCAGUUACCAGCUUUCAAAUUAUUACCUACUGUUGCUUUGGAGAGCAUUGGAAUAACCAUGGUUUCCUACACAGUAACUAUGUCAAUGAGUUUAAUAUUUGCUAAAAAAUUACACUACGAGAUCGACUCCAACCAGGAGUUGUUUGCAAUGGGUAGCAGUAAUAUCUUUGGAUCUUUUUUCUCGUGUAUGCCAGUGUCUGCAUCAUUGAGUCGAUCCUUAAUUCAACAAGCUGUCGGCGGAAGAACACAGCUAGCUAGUAUAAUUUCUUGCUUAAUUUUACUUGUGAUACUGUUAUGGAUUGGCCCCUUCUUCGAGCCACUGCCAAGAUGUAUUCUAGCAUCGAUCAUAGUCGUGGCAUUGAAAGGAAUGCUGGUACAAGCCAAAGAAUUAGCCAAAUUUUGGAAGUUAAGCAAAAUUGAUGGUAUCGUGUGGUUUAUCACGUUUUUCACGACGGUGUUAAUUAACAUUGACGUUGGUUUAGUCAGCGGAUUAUUAGCAUCGAUAGUCAGUGUAUUGUUCCAAAGUGUACGGCCUUACAGUUGCUUACUAGGCCAUGUUCCAAAUACAGAGUUGUACUUGGACACCAGUCGUUACAUAGGCGUGGCUGAAAUAUUCGGUGUAAAAAUUUUCCAUUACUCAGGCAACUUGAAUUUCGUGAACGCCAAUCGCCUCAGCCCAGACCUGCAAGACAAGGUCGGCGUCCGGCCGCGGCAGGUACUCAAAUAUCGACACAAGCUCGCCAAGAAGGGCAUUUACGCAGAGGCCAAUGAUUUUGAGAACAAAUGUACCUUGAGAUGUAUCGUUGUAGACAUGAGUGCGGUCAGCAAGAUUGAUUCGAGCGGCGUUGUGACGCUGCGCGAAGUCGUAGCGGACUUUGCCCAGAUUGAAAUCCCCGUCUACCUCGCAGCCUGUUCAGCCCUAGUUUAUGAUAAAAUACAAAAGUGCGAUAUGUUCGAGAAGGGCGAGCUUAGUUUCAUGAUAUUUGCUACUGUUCACGAUGCCGUGUUCUUUGCGCAACGUGAACUCGUUUCCAAGUCUAGUUGAGAUGACAGUUUUGCGAAGUUUUUUAAAUUUUCUUCAGACAGAAAGAUAGGUCUUGGGUAAAAAGAGCACGUCUGUUUCAUUUUUCAUACUAUUUUUGUACAACUUAAAGAUUCUUGUUUUUAUAUGUGUAACUUUGUAAACUUGAAGUUUUUUAAGACUGUCGUUGCUGCCUGAGGAAGAUAAUAAGUGAAUUCGAGCAGAAGUUUACUUAUACCUUGUGAAAGAACUCUCUCUUAAUGUUGAAAAAAAAAUUAACUAAUUUUAAAUACUGAUUUAAAAAAUUCAAACUAUGUUGCUAGCUGCUUUGUAUGCAGCUAUGUUGUCAUGACAUUCUCGGUCUCAUUAGAAUCAAACUCAUGGUAUUAUAAAUACUUAAGUGGCGCGAAACGUCAUUGAUUGGCAUAUAUAAUAUGCUAAUAUAUUCUACUUUUUUACGUGCUUAUUAAGUUUGGCAACCUAGUGCUCUCUAAUUCGAUGUUAUUUCGUUAAAUUAUUUGUUAGAAUUAAUCAGUAAUUUAUUUUAGGAAAUUGAAUUAUACAUAACACUAUGAAAUUCAUCAUGUAUCAUGCGAUUUUUUCAAGUCAGUAUUUAAGUUAGGCUUGUGAAAUUAUUUCUAAAGUUGAACGAGAAGAGCUUUGAUCUU
This is a messenger RNA of Nasonia vitripennis (jewel wasp), 3139 nucleotides long. RefSeq names its product solute carrier family 26 member 6. NCBI's taxonomy places the organism in Eukaryota, Metazoa, Arthropoda, Insecta, Hymenoptera, Pteromalidae. Gene Ontology annotation, cellular component: membrane. Gene Ontology annotation, biological process: transmembrane transport. The transcript is spliced from 11 exons. Bases 432 to 2495 code for a protein of 687 amino acids. Gene Ontology annotation, molecular function: oxalate transmembrane transporter activity; chloride transmembrane transporter activity; bicarbonate transmembrane transporter activity. The record is from RefSeq and is a predicted model, not a curated record.